UUGGAAAUUGAAUUUGUACUGAUCAUCCAUGAACAAUGACAACCAACUCUUCCAAAAACUAUUGAAAGGAGCAGAUUUAAAAAGAACCUUACAAGAACAAGAAGAUUUCAUACAUAGUUGUGGAGAACUUUUCAAUCCAUACUAUGAUUGCAACCCUUAUUCUGGGGAUAAAGGAGCACCACAGUUACGCUUGCUCACAGAAAAGGGAAGAGGCUUUGCAAUUGCCGCUAAAAACAAACUAGAAAUUAUUCUAAAGUUCACUCGACAGUUUGACACCCUAUGUAGAAAGGACUGGAAACAAGAGUUCAGUUUGACAAAUGAAGAAUACGAAGAAAUAACUUGUACCUUUUUUUCUUCAUGGAAGCGCUGUCUGGAUAUUUUAUUUGCAAACGAAUCACUAUUGAAAAUGAAAAAUGAAAGUGAUUUGGAAAAAGCACUAAGAAUGUCUUUGGAGGAACAACAAUAUUUGCUUUUGUUCAAUGAAUGUAGUUUGGAAGUCAUUCCUCUUCUUCAUAUCAUCAUUGAUAUAUGGAGAGACAUCUGCAGUAUGGAUGAGAGUAACAGAAUCAUUACCCAUGUUGCAAAUAUUCUAAAGGCACUUCGACAAGAAGUAUUUCUUGUUCUUCAACAGAUUUUCAGGUUGUAUGAAGAAGAGAAUAUCAAGAGUCCCAAUCCAGUAAUAGAGUCAUCCAUAGAACUUUAUUGGCAAUUUCUUGAAUGCCAACUAUCUAUUUGGGAGAAUGGAGAUAAUGCCAACGUAAAAGAAGAUAAACUUUGGUCUGUUCACUGGCUUCAUCUGAUAAAUAAUAUCAUAUUCAAUGCGCAUAAAAAUUCAUCCAUACGAGAAUUAGUGCAGCAAGUGUUGAGGAAGAUCAAAAAGAAAACAAGUUUUCGCAAACUUCAUAGUCAUUGUCUGUUAAACUGCAAGCUUAUGAUGGAUAUGUGUAGAUGGUUUCCUCAACAAGAUUUAAAAAGAACAGUGAAAGAAUGGUUAGAUGUUUCAAAGACAUUAAUAGAACUGUUUCAUACGUUUGAAGCAUUUUCGAUAUUUGGAGAAAUUGAGCAGAAAAGAUAUUCUUAUAUGCUUUCAUUGCAACAAAAAGAUUUUCAAAAGUUCCUUAGUUGCUUUGAAAACGAUAUGACGACUGUAGAAAAUGAUUAUUGGAUCUAUGACUUUAUGCUUCAUCGAUGGACAUUUUCUUAUGUGAGCUUCCAUUUCCAAAAUGCCGUUUUCCUACAAAAGGUCUUGCAAAGCUUUGGAAACAUACUCAAACGUUCUUAUUACAAAGUGACGGUAAAUGAGGUAGUGAAAACAGAAUUGUACGAUAUAUUCGAUGUCAUCAAGUCUACAGUCAUGAUCUGUUUACAUGAAGCUAUUCCGGAUGAAGCGAAACUCUACGAUGUAUUAUUUCCAGCCCUGGAAGGAAUCCAUUUGUUUAUAUCUGCAUCUUCUCCAUCAUCUAGUGAUUUGAUCAAGAAUGUGGCGAAAUUAUUUCAUAACAUUGCAGCAUUGCUUGUGCAGAAGAGAAGUAGUUUACUUAUCGCAUCUAUUUGUAUGAGGCGUUCUAUAGAGUUGCGAGAGAUGAUCAAAGGCGAAAAGGAGAAUCAGAUGAGUCGUUUUGGAUUAUUGUGUAAAAUAAUGUUACGUCUUUCCGAACCCUGUGCUUGUGCAUCCAUCAUAUUGGAAAUGAUCUAUUAUGCUGAUCCCUCCAAUUCUCCUUCCAAAAUGCAAAUACCUAGCGAUAUCUUAAAGGCAUUGAGUUGUUUUGUUUAUUGGUGUGAAAACAAUGAAAGUUCUUUGCAGGAGUAUUUUGGAAUUUCGGCUCUUGAACAGUUAGCUAUCCAAGGUGGUCCCAGUGCUGUGGAAUUUGCCUUUCUUGCAUUUCGUCUUCUUCAAUGGAAAGUGAACGAUCACUUUACCCAACUGUAUCAUACUUGGUCUUGUGAAAGAAACUGUGUUAUAGUUCUUCAACGUCAUUGCAAUGAUCCUGUCACACAAUAUUGGCUUCAACUGGAAAUCUUACGAUUCAAAUUUUAUGAAGACUUGACGUUGAUAGACGACCCUAUUUUACCAUCAAAAUAUGAUGACAGAGAUGAAAGCACAUCUGCUCAAGUUGAAUGCUUGCAAUGGAUUCAUUUGAGUUGGAAGCUGCUUGUGGACUUGAUGAUGAAUAACUCCAAUUAUUCUUUCCAGAACUCGGGUAUAUUAGAAUUAUGGAAUAACAUUUUACAAUAUUCUCCUCAAAUAAUUCGCCCAAUCAUUCUGAUUCAUUUGUUUGAGAUACUUGAAUGGUUUUGUGAAAUCUUUUUAGUGACCCAAAAUUCUCAGCUUUUAUGGACUGUAGCUCAAAUGCUAUGUCAUUUUAUCACUGUCUUCAGAGAAAAUUGUCCGAUUGACACGGUCCGUAUAAGAGAGUAUCUAACAUUUGUUUCAGCUGUUGCACUAAAGAACUAUCGACUCUAUGAAAAUGCCCAAGCGCUAUUGAGUUAUAGCUGUUUAGACAACUCUGUUGGAGAAUCUGUGGAGCUGCUUCUUUUACGAUUUGCAUUGGAUAUCUGUUCGUAUGAAAAGUCGAAUGAGUUUAAAAUACCCAAUUUAACAAUACAAAAGGAUUUGUAUCCUUCCAAAUCCUCUCAUGCUUUGUACAAAUUCUAUCAUUCGCAGUAUCUUUGGAAGAAAGGUAACUUGAAAGGAUCCUAUGAUAAAGCGUUAGAAGCUGUAAAGUUAUAUUUGGCUUUGUUGCAACAAUCAAGUUUACAGUCUCCAGCGAAUUGUACUACGAUAGAAGAGAAUGAAGAAUUGAAAACUUUGAAUGUAGCAGGUACACAUAUAAAAAUGAAGCCAUCUUCUACCGAUGUCGGCUUUAUGAAUGAUCUUAGACAAGCAGCUGAAUGUCUCGGCUGGUUGGGAGAAAUAUGUGACAAGCUUGGCUGUAUAUCAGAAGCAGAGUAUUAUUGGCAGUGCUGUUUGGAUGUCUUUCAAAGGAUUCAAUGCGUUCCUCGUUUCUUUGAAACCACAUACUAUUUAAUGAUAUUAUAUAGAAAGUCAUUACAGAUAGACAAGUUCAAAAGAAGCAUAGAAUCAUUUCAGUUCUUGAUACAAGAAAUUCAACAGAAUCUUCAAGAUUCCGUAUUACAAGCCUUAUCAUGUUUCUAUCUCAAAAGGCUAAGUCUUAUGAACGAAAUGGUCCAUCUUCAUCUGUCAUCUUCAACAGCUUGUUGUCUCGAGCAAUUAGAAGAAUGCAAUGAAAUUCGCAAAGACCAUACUUUUUGGAAUUUGACCGAUUCUGGCAAUAACUAUAUUGCUUCCAGUAAUAGCUACAAAUUGUGCUCGAUCAUUACAAGGCGUUUUGUGGAUCCUCAUGAUCAAGCCAUUUGUUUCUACAAACAUGCUAAAAAGGAUAUUUUUGCAAUAUCACAAAGCAAUGGUAGAGUUUUUGAUUGGAAGUGUACUCUUUCUUCUUCUCGACAACUAGAUCAUGAUCUUAUGCAACGAAUAUCUGCAUUACAAAUUGUUGUUUAUGACCCAAUGCCGUGGUUACAGAAGCGUCUAUUUUUGUUGAUGGCAAAUAUGAAACAUCUGGGAACUUCACAAUAUGAUGAUUGUCUCUACUUUGUUCAAAAAGCUUGUGGAUUGGAAUAUUGGUAUCAUUACCAAGUCUAUCAAAGUAACCAAGAAGCACAAGACUACGAACUUUCUGAAUUGAGCAAAGCCAUGCAAUUGAAGUGGCAAGUAUCUGUCAAUGAGGCCAAUCUAUCUUUGGACAACAUCCAACACUUGUUGUCUUCUUGUUCAUCUUGUCCUCUUUUGGAAUCCUUUCCUAAGGAAUGGACUAUAGUUGGAUUGACUCCGGAUAUAAAUGGUAACGAAAUGUAUUUAUGGCUUAGACCAGGUAAUCAUCAAAUGAGAGAAACCCCAGUUUUAGUAAAAUAUCCAUUGAAGUCGUUGGAAGAUGGCAAAAAUACUUUGGAGUGUAUAAAAAAUUGUUUAGAAAGGUUGAUUCAAGCGAGUCAUGAUCAAGCAAGUGGAAAAAUAUCGGAAAAUCUAACCAUGGAAGAAAAGUCUUUGUGGUGGAAAGAAAGGAAAGAAUUGGAUGACAAGUUCAGUGAGUAUAUGCAAGAGUUGGAAGAUACUUUGUUUGGUGCAUGGAAGAUUUUCUUGUUAUCUAUGCAUAACUCUAAGGAGAAGCAUACAAAUGUUGCAUUUGAUCAGUUACAAGAAAAAAUUGGAAACGAAUGGAUUCUGGAUAGACAACUGUUUCAUAUCAUAUUUAGUAGAAGAAUAUUUUUAGAUAGAAAGGAGGAUUGGCUAUAUUUGUUGAAGUAUGCCAUAGAUUAUCGUCAUCAUUCCUCAUCUCAGCAACCUAAGCUACUUAAACAACUGGAAGAAUAUGUCGACAAGUGGUGGAUGGCUAAGGAAUUGGGCAAAACUCGUUCAAAGUCUUUAGGUACAAAACACUAUAAGCAGUUGAAUUCCGACUCUACGAUACUUUUGGUUCUGGAUGAUACCCUUCUUCCACUACCUAUAGAGUCUAUUCCAUUUCUAAAAAAGUGGAAACAAGGCGUCACCAGAAUAAGUAACUUGGAACUUGCAGAUUGUCUAUUUUCCCAACAGAAAAAGUCAUCACAAUACAAUCAGAGAGAGCUUUGUUACGAUGUAUCUUCCCGAGACGCAUUUUUCAUACUUAAUCCAACAGGUGACUUGAACAGAACGCAACAAAGUUUUGAGAAACUUUUUCAACAAACUUAUAAAUGGGAAGGCGCAAUAGGUCCUUUACAGAAUUCUUCAAAAGAUCAAGCAAAGGAGUUGGUUGAAAAGCUUUCUCGUCAUCAACUCUUUGUUUAUUGUGGACAUGGAACUGGAGAAAAGUUCAUCCCUGCCAAACAGAUAAGGAAACUUGAACGAGCUCCAAUAGCACUUUUGAUGGGUUGUAGUUCUGGAAAGCCCUCUAGUCAAGGUAUCUAUUCGCCAAUUGUCCCUUGUUUCUCUUUUCUAUAUGCACAUGCUCAAGCAGUCGUGGUCAACUUGUGGGAUGUUACUGAUAGAGAUAUUGAUCGCUUCACUCAUUAUUUAUUAGAAGAAUGGUUUACAACAUCGUCGAACAACAAUUCUGCCAUUGAUUUGGCAUUGGCUAUUUUACGAGCUCGUGAUCAGUGUUAUUUUACCUAUUUGACUGGUUGUGCUCCAGUGGUUUAUGGUUUACCUUGGAUAAGAACGACACAAUAACUGAGCACCAAAAGUUUCAAUUACCUUAAGAUGAUAUUACCUAAGAACUCUGUUGAUCAUCCUUUUCUUGUAUGGAGUCUCUUUCGUACUACUGAGCGCUUCAUACUUGGUUGUUUAUUUCUAUACAAGGUAGUGACAAAGUUCUUUCUUUUAUUGCACAGAGACAAUAUAAUAGUAAUUGGAUUAGCGUCAUGUUUCUCCACUCUUACCUCGUGCUUGUCGCUUUAUUCCCAACUGUAGUGAAUAUGCUGUUCAAUCUAUUCAACAGUUUGGAGUUGAAAGAGGCCUUAUAUUAACUAUUUGGAGAUUGAUUCGUUGUCAGCCUUUUGGAGGGUAUGGUUAUGACCCUCCUCAGUGGCCACCUCCUUCUUGGUUCAG
Galdieria sulphuraria is the source of this 5605-nucleotide messenger RNA. RefSeq names its product separase. The record is from RefSeq and is a predicted model, not a curated record. Gene Ontology annotation, cellular component: cytoplasm; mitotic spindle; centrosome. Gene Ontology annotation, biological process: proteolysis; meiotic chromosome separation. The coding region runs from base 29 to 5227 and encodes 1732 amino acids. Gene Ontology annotation, molecular function: cysteine-type endopeptidase activity. Lineage: Eukaryota; Rhodophyta; Bangiophyceae; Galdieriales; Galdieriaceae. The transcript has 18 exons.